AUGGAUAUUGUUCUUGAAAUCUUCGACACGUACGUGUUCGAUAAAGUCUAUGCGACGCUGUUGCCUGCCGCGUACAAGGUGUACAUUCCUGAGACGCCGGAAUUUGUCACAAACGCCUGGGACACCAUCAACAACAGCACAACGGCCGCUAUCUCCUUCGCCGAAACAAAAUACCCUGCGUUGAACAACUUGGCGAAACUAGGUCCAAAAUGCACAAAGGAGAUCUACGGCUACAACUCCAAGUACUACUUCUUCGAUGAAAGCCUCUACGCCCACGCCUCCAUGCUCCCAAGAUACAACAUCAUCAGACAGAUCAUGUCUCUAUUUCUAAUCACAUCUGUUUUCGGCUGGCUACUGUAUUUCUCUGUGGCUUACUUGUCCUACGUCUUUGUCUACGACAAGACCAACUUCAACCACCCAAGAUACCUGAAAAAUCAAGUUUACAUGGAGAUCAAACAGGCAUCCACUGCCAUUCCUGUGAUGGUUCUAUUGACAAUUCCUUGGUUCCUGCUAGAGCUUCAUGGCUACUCAAAGCUUUACUGGAACGUAGAUGAGUCCACCGGUGGAUGGAAGGCUAUCAUCAUGCAAUUCCCAGCCUUCAUUUUGUUCACCGACUGUGGUAUCUAUUUUAUCCACAGAGCUCUGCACUGGCCUUCUCUGUACAAAAAGCUACACAAGCCACACCACAAAUGGAUUGUUUGUACCCCUUUUGCCUCCCAUGCAUUCCAUCCUGUUGACGGCUACUUCCAAUCUCUGCCUUACCACUGGUAUCCCUUCUUCUUCCCAUUGCACAAGGUUUCCUACCUAUUUUUGUUCACCUUUGUCAACUUCUGGACCGUGAUGAUCCACGAUGGUGAAUACCUGUCGAACGAUCCUGUUGUUAAUGGUGCAGCUUGUCACACCAUUCAUCACCUGUAUUUCAAUUACAACUACGGCCAGUUCACCACUCUAUGGGAUAGAUUAGGUGGUUCUUACAGAGAGCCAGACGCUGAGCUAUUUGACAAGAACAAGAGAAUAGACAAGAAAACGUGGGCCAAGCAAUCCAAAAUGAUGGACCAAAUCAGAAAAGAUGUGGAAGGUAAGGACGACGAUAGAGUUUACAUCUCUUCAAGUUCAAAGAAAACCCAGUAG
Messenger RNA from Pichia membranifaciens NRRL Y-2026, 1131 nucleotides. RefSeq lists its product as hypothetical. The transcript has a single exon. The record is from RefSeq and is a predicted model, not a curated record. Gene Ontology annotation, biological process: lipid biosynthetic process. NCBI's taxonomy places the organism in Eukaryota, Fungi, Ascomycota, Pichiomycetes, Pichiales, Pichiaceae. Gene Ontology annotation, molecular function: iron ion binding; oxidoreductase activity. Bases 1 to 1131 code for a protein of 376 amino acids.